ACUACAGCCGACAAGUCGACAAUCGAGACAAAGUCGAUCUGGGUUGGAAACGUCGACUACGGUGCCAGCGUUUAUGAAUUGGAAGAUCAUUAUAGAAGUUGCGGGGUCAUCGUCAGAGCCACAAUUCUGCACGAUAAGUACAGCGGUAAACCGAAGGGAUUCGCUUACGUUGAGUUUGUGAACGCUGGCUCCGUGGAGCUCGCGCUGACACUCAACGAUACAAUCCUGCAUGGGAGAGAGAUUAAAAUA
Helobdella robusta is the source of this 249-nucleotide messenger RNA. RefSeq lists its product as hypothetical. Gene Ontology annotation, molecular function: RNA binding. The transcript has a single exon. The record is from RefSeq and is a predicted model, not a curated record. The annotation marks the transcript as partial. NCBI's taxonomy places the organism in Eukaryota, Metazoa, Annelida, Clitellata, Rhynchobdellida, Glossiphoniidae.